AUGCCACACACGCCUUUCCAGAUGCCAGAGUAUGACAUGGUGGCUGUAGUCCAACGCACUGGAGACCUAGCGCCCAACACCAUGGACAGGCUCAUGCUUGUGGAUAUCGUAUACCACCAUCAUCCAGACUCGGAAGGUGUGACUCACAGACCCACUCUAGUGCGAGAAGUUCAACGGGUUGGUCAUCAAAUUUUGCGUCAGCAAAUCCUUCUUGCUGCAGCCGUGCAUCACUAUUGCAUCCUAGUGACCACGCAAUGUGCUGUAACAUUUGAUGGCGUCUUGUGGCCAGAACACGAGCACAGCCCAAGACCGGUGCACCAUGGUUCCUAUGCCCAGGUCAUUGUGCCACCGCCACCCACGCAUGACAUUCCCACCCAAAUAGCUGUGGAAGUCACUCACCAAACGGCCGAAAAUGAUGAUGCACAAGCUGACCUGCUGGACCCAUCUAGUGCUGAUGAUGACAUUGCAAAUGCAAUAGACGCAGACGAUGUCGACUCUGAUGAUGUUCAGCUGACACAAGUUGCUGCACAACACCGCAAUGUUGCAUCAUUCCAAACACGCUUGCCUGCAGAUGCUGAUCAGCUUCCAAAACACAAACCAGCAGGGAAACAAACCCUCCCUGCACGGAUAGCUGAUGAUCUGCCACCAAAGGCCAGGCCCCUACAAGCUGAAGGCUUAACACAGUGCGUGGGUCAGACAUCGACGUCAACUUCGCCCAAAACUGCGCACACUGAGGCACUUGAAGAAAUGCCCACAGACGAUGUCCGACCCAUUCAAGCUCAGCCGUCCCUAGGUGACCCAGAAGCCAAGCCAUGUACAGAAAAACGCCCAAAACAGCUCACCAUCACGAGCUUUUUCAAAGCGCCACAGGGACAGAAGGUUCAAACGGAAGCCAAGAAGCAGACAACCAUUGGACAGUUCUUCAAGGUUAAACCCAACCGUGAACUACCUGAACAGCAAAGCUGCCUUGAUGUGUUGCCUUCUGCAUCCGACUCACCUAGGCUCCAAGCACCGGCGCAAUCCAGCACUGAUGAUCCCAUGCUUGUAGAGCCAAACGACACCACCCCGGCAAGUGAAGCAGACAGCAUGGAUGAUGCAACUGCGCUGAUGCAACGGCCCAGGUACAAAGCAUUUCCCCGACCAACAUCAGGUACCAGUCAAGGCAUCACACAGGACCGAUGCCAACCAGAUAUUGGUCAAGCCAAAAUUGCCACUUGGUACCUUGAGCCACAAGUGAUGCCUCGUAGUGACCAUUACCGGGACGUUCUGUUGUCUGCCAACCCGACCCUGUGGCCAAGUGAGGUACUACAGCGUUGGGCCGACAUGUUGCAACCAUCCCAACCAGUUGACCUCUACGUAGUGCAGCCCGAUCCACCAGGAGGAAUGCCUGAUGUGUUUGCCCAUGUCAUCGUCACCCAAAAGACACCGCCUGAUCAAGCAGCAGCACUGGUCUCUGUUACUGAAUUGCUUGAAGAUCCCUGGCACCCAUCAAGAUUUGCCCUCUUCUUGCAUAGCCCUGUAACCAGCGAUGCCCUCUUUGAACAUGCAGGCAUUCCGCAAGACCAAGUAGCCGCCACACCUGGGCUCAGUGCCUACCACGGAACAACACACAUUCCGCAUGGCAGUUCCUACCCAGUGCGCUCGGGUUUUGCUUUCGAGGUUGUGACUGACUCACUUGACUUUGAGGAGGAAGGGAGCGCUCUCCUACAAUUCUCCCCUGCCUGGCCAAGAAGGGAACACCAAACCUCAGACAUGCCCAAUGCAGCUACAGCUAACAGCAGCCAUGCUGCUUGCUGUGAGCAGCUCAUUGAGUCCAUGCGACAACUUGACAUGGCCAUACAGCGCAUAAACACAGCUCUCUGCUCCAGAACGGUGGCUUCACCGAAACAAAUCCAUGUUGAGCCUCACCCAGAGGUACCUCAACCUAUGCAUAUUACCCUGUGCAAAGACCCUCAGAUCGAGGAAGAUACCUUUCAAUGCCACACACCAGGGCUGGGACGACAGCCCGACACAUUGCACCGCUGGCAGCAAUUAGCUGGCAUCAGACCCAAAGAAGCCCGUCCAAUGGCACCCAUCAUGACGUGGUACGUGGAUCAUGAGCGAUUCCCACAGUGCUUUGCCCCAAGGGAAGUGUUUGUCACUAGACAUCCUCAGGCAUGGAAGCGACUCAUCCUGCAAGCAUGGAAUGACAUCUAUUUGCCUGCAAACCAGGUUGAAAUAGUCGUAGUCCAGCCAAAUCCCAUCAUGAUGGAAGAGCACUUGGUAGCUCAUGUAAUUGUGCUACAACAGCAAAUGCCAGGAUUCACCACGGCGUUGCUCACCACACUGGAUAGUGCGACACCUGGUGUACACAGGAGACAUGCCACUAUUGCCCCAACUGAACUCAGCAGAGCCACGCUGCUUGCAAUUGCGUUCCAUCCUCAGGAAUGUGAGCGAGAAUCCAACACCUGCGACACCUGGGUUGGAGAAGAGGCUCUGGACGAACAAGCACCAUUGCCACUCUCGCCAGGGUCAUCAUGCACGGCUGCCUUACACCGACAUGUGCCACAGCCGCCAGGACAGCCAGACCCAUGGAACUGCAGUGCGCCCAAACACUGCCCACAUAGAGUGACGCUUUGCCUGCAAGCAGUCCUUCCUGCCAAAGCACAUCCGGAGCCUGUCAGUCUCGAUGAUGACAAGCCACAAUUGUUGUGGUUUGCAAAUGAAGCAUGGAAACUUGCCCUUGAAGCCGAAGUGCCAUUGCAACUCCUCCCACUGCCUGAUGGACUCGUAGUUCCUGAGCAAUCCUACUGGUCGUUGCUUCAACCACCACAACUGUCAGAUGGAGCCGACAUGUCCUACACACUUUACCUGGAUGGAGCCGCCAAUGGCCAAGAAGCCGGCUGGAGUGUUAUUGCUAUUGCAAACUGCCACCAGCAAGAGACCUUCCUUGGUUGCAUCUAUGGUACUGUACAGCUCAAUCCACACCACCCUGACUGGCUAGGCCCCAAAGUGACCAUCCAUGAAGUCAGAGGCCACCAAGGGCAUGCCUGGAAUGAGCUAGCCGAUGCAGUUGCAAAGUGGGCAAUGCAACAGCACACUAACCCUGCGACAGGGCAAUUUGCCCAACUACACCAGCUUGCCACCAAUCAACACGAUGUGGAUUGGGUAUGGAUGCAAACCACGCAUCCUGCAAUUGCUGCCUGCUUCCCACCGCUCAGCCAACAGCAGAUCAUGCACUUCACGCAGCCUACCACAAAGCUUGGCAUCCUGCCAACUGAGCGCCACAUCGGUGACCAUCAGGAAGCUGGAUUGAAAUGGGGCCUUAAAGUUUGUACAACCAAUGUUCUUGCAGCCGAGGUCUGGGCCACGCACACAGCAGGGAAACCCAUUGCACUCGGCAAAGCACUCCUCACGGUCCAGCACGCUGAUCCACGCCGCCUCAUGGUAGAAGCGAAGAUCGGCCAUUACGUUUAUGCGUUCAUUGUCCUGCAUGCCCCAAGCCUUGCCUCAUCAGCACAAGAUGUUCCCGACCCCAUCGAAGCAGCCACGCAAUGGUGGGAUGAAACAGCAGCCCUUUAUGCCAAGUACGUGACUGCUGGGGCCCAAUGGGUUUUCAUCGAUGCAAAUGCUCCCCUGGAUGCUGGGGAUGGCUUGCUCAUUGGACCACACGGUGCUGAACCUGCCAAUCAUGCAAGCGCACGGUUUGAGAGCUUCAUCCAACUGCAGCACCUAAUGGUGCCUUCCACCUUUGCCUCCAUCCAUGAUGGCCCAACCACCACAUGGACUCACAGCACCGGAAAGAAGAGCCGCAAGGACUACAUCCUUCUCUCCCAAGAAGUGGCAAAGUUGGCUAGCAAAAGCAUCCUCCCGCUCAUGGACCAAGUACAUGCCAACCGGCUGAGGUUCCUGGCACGAUUGCUCGGCGCCUGCCCCCCUAUCACAUGGGCACUGAUGCACCACACCACAGGACAUCAUUCCUGGAUGGAACAAUGCAUGGAAUCAUGUCAAUGGAUGCUCUACCACUAUGACAGCAAGCUUCCCCUGGACACCUCAUCGCUAUUCCAAGACUGGGUGCAGUUCGUGCGACUAGAUCCCAACUGGAAAGGCCGGGUCCGAAAAACCAGCAAGCUAGCCUUGUCAUACCAUCGAGCCAGAGCCGACCAUGCCAUCUGGCAACGACACUUUGACCACCGCCUAACUGCUGCAGGAGCGACUCUGCCUGACAAGUCCAAACCGCAGUCAGCUCCAGAGCGUUGGCAAUGCGACCUGUGCCAAAAAGUGUUCAGCUCCACCAGGGCGCUCGCAAUGCAUGCUGCACGUGGGCAUGGCUACAGGAAAAAGGUCCGAUACUUUGCAAUCGGAGACACAUGCCAAGCAUGUGGGCAAAACUUUCACACCAGGAAAAGGCUCUCUGUGCACUAUGAAAAGCAGCAAAAGUGCUACGACAUAGUCACUGCCUGCUGGCCGCCCUUUCCUGCUGCUAUGGUGCAAAGCCUUGACAUGGCAGACAAAGAAGAUGAAGUGCAACUGCGCAAACAGGGGUGGUGGGCGGCAAAAGCUUUCCAACCGGUGCAGCAGACUCAGGGUCCCCCACUCCCCUCUGCUGGCUCUGCUGCAGCUCAAGCCAUGCAUGACAAGAUGAUGCAGAGACGUCCAAGCGACGAAUUAGCCUAUACGCAAUUGCAGGGCACUCGCAUCACCAAGCUUCCACCGGCUGAUCCCCAGCUCUGGUGGACACGUGCCGACCUCCCGUCCUUCAUCAUGCAGUCAGUUAGCGGCAGAGACAGCGCUGGCGGCGCAUUUGCAAUGCAAGGUCUCGCCAGAGAGACCGCCCUGCUUCAUGUUAGAGCACUUGUUGUGGUGCACUUCUUUAGCGGCUUUCGCAGGAUGGGCGAUAUCCAUCACAUCCUCGACCACCGCACCAUGGAGACAGGAGCACAGGUCUUUACCAUCUCGGUAGAUCUAUGCACGCAAAGGGUCAACGAUGACCUUGCCACGCCACAGGCCUCACGAUGGUGGCGAGAGCGAGUCCUUGCUGGACAAGUGGUGGCGGCUGGAGGAGGCCCACCAUGUGAAACGUUCACUGUGGCCCGACAAUAUGAAGGAGGCCCCAGGCCAUUGCGGGACUCUGCCCAUCCCCUCGGUCUCCCGGGACUCACUCUCAAAGAGUGGGCACAGCUGCGCAUCAGCGACAGGCUCCUCCGCUUUCUGCUCGACGUUCUCGUGGCCCUUGCCCUCAUGGGGAUGAGCGGAUUUUUGGAACAUCCGCAAUUUCCAACGUGGUGCACCAAAGGCUCUCCGGCGAGCAUUUGGGCCACCGAAGCCCUCAUCAUUCUGAAGAAUCUGGGGUGCUUCUCCGUGGUGAGCUUCGAUCAAUGCACAGUUGGCGCCCUGGGGAAAAAACCGACCACUCUCCUCCUGCUGAGACUGCCGAGGGUGCGAGACAAGCUCUUGGGGCGUGGCCGCAGCGGUCGGUGCAAUCACCAGCCUGGAGCCCAUGUGACGCUGAUCGGCCGUGAGGAAGAUGGCACAUUCCACACGGCCAAAGCCAAAGUAUAUCCCUAUGGCCUCAACAAGAUACUGGGUGAAGCGCUCUUUGAUGCAGCGGUGCAAUGGCAGCACCUGGACGUCGCAACCGACCUGCCCAAGGAGUUCACCCCGUACCUUGAACAAAGUUGCCAUGCCCCGGAGGUGGUGCAACCAGACUACCACGGUGGCAGCUGA
Molecule: messenger RNA, 5706 nt
Organism: Cladocopium goreaui
Lineage: Eukaryota; Dinophyceae; Suessiales; Symbiodiniaceae
Source: the annotation of a GenBank genome assembly